AUGGCGCACAUCCCAACCAAGUGGGCUGAACGUAAGGACAAGCUCUAUGUCACUCUGCAAGUGAGCGGUGCCACGGACGUUAACGUGAAAUUCACGGAAAACACGAUCAGCAUUACUGGGAAGGGCAUUACGCCUAAGGCUCCCGAGCCACACGACUUAAGUGACCAGAUCACCCUCCUCAAGGAGAUUGUUCCCGAAAAGUCUACGUUCAAGGUUUUGGGCGUUGCUAUCCAGGUGUGUGCGACCAAGAAGGAGGAGGGGUACUGGAACAAACUUGUGAACCAGUCAGGCAGCAGCACCGCGAAUUGGCUUUCCGUGGACUGGAACCUUUGGAAGGACGAGGACGAGGAAGACGAUGCUCCUCCAGGCUUCGGCGAUUAUGGUGAUCUUUCAAACAUGAUGAACAUGGGAGGAAUGGGCGGAAUGGGAGGAAUGGAAGGAAUGGAAGACUCGGACGACGAAGAGGGUGAUGCUGCGGCUCAGGCCCCUGCAGCCGAUCUGAAGGAUCUUGACAGCAAGUAA
This is a messenger RNA of Trypanosoma rangeli, 522 nucleotides long. Its product is annotated as Wos2 protein. Gene Ontology annotation, biological process: chaperone-mediated protein complex assembly; protein folding. The record is from RefSeq and is a predicted model, not a curated record. Gene Ontology annotation, cellular component: cytosol; nucleus. Gene Ontology annotation, molecular function: Hsp90 protein binding; protein-folding chaperone binding. The coding region runs from base 1 to 522 and encodes 173 amino acids. The transcript has a single exon. Lineage: Eukaryota; Euglenozoa; Kinetoplastea; Trypanosomatida; Trypanosomatidae.